Molecule: messenger RNA, 816 nt
Organism: Daphnia magna
Lineage: Eukaryota; Metazoa; Arthropoda; Branchiopoda; Diplostraca; Daphniidae
Product: DNA-directed RNA polymerase II subunit RPB1-like
Exons: 1
Coding region: 1-816 (271 amino acids)
Source: RefSeq, a predicted model, not a curated record
AUGAGAAACUGUAAUGCUUACCCAACUACCAUGCUUGCCCCUCCCGCUACGACUGGUUACUAUGCUGCUGCACCGGCGUCGUACCCAGUCACUACUUCGCGUGCUCCCACACCUAUGACAAGCUAUGCCGCUCCGGCAGCUCCUUCGUAUCCAACUCCAGCUCCACAAGCUCACCCAACUAUGCCAAUCUAUGCCACCCCAGCAACUCCAUCCUAUCCAGCCACUAUCCCAAGCACACCGGCUGCUAUCCCAAGCUAUGUUGCUCCGGCAACUUCAUCCUAUCAAGCUUCUACACCACAGGCUCCCGCAGCUGUGCCCAGCUAUGCUGGCCCAACACCUCCAUCCUAUCCGGCCACUACCCUACGUGCUCCCGCAGCUAUGCCAAUCUAUGCCGCUCCAGCACCUCCAUCCUAUCCAGCCACUAUCCCGAGCGCACCGGCCGCUAUGCCAAGCUAUGUUACUCCGGCGACUCUGUCCUAUUUAGCUCCUACUCCGCAAGCUCCCGCAGCUAUGCCGCUCCAGCACCUCCAUCCUAUCCAGCCACUACUCCGCGUGCUCCGCCUCCAAUGCCAAGCUAUGCCGUUCCAGCACCACCCGAGCACCACCAUCCUAUCCAGCCACUACCCCGCGUGCUCCAGUAGCAAUGCCAAGCUAUUCCGCUCCAGCACCGCCAUCCUAUCCAGCCACUACCCCGCGGGCUUCGGCUCUUAUGCCAAGCUAUGCCUCUCCAGAGCCACCAUCCUAUCCAGCAACUACUCCCUCGUGCUCCCUCACAACCCAGGCAAAAAAGUACUAGAUUGCACUACAAUAAAAUGA